CAAGUAUAUAUACCUACGAGCUACUCUAUCCAGGAUGAUACCCUUAAGACAAGCGGUAGGCCGGAGCUUGCUUAGAAAUGGAAUUGCAAGACUGUCAGUCACCUCGACUCAAGUUGCGCUUUUGAACCGCUUCCAAUCAACCUCUACCAAUCCAGUAGAAGUCACCAAGUCGUCGAGACCUGAUGGUGAAUCCAAGCCAAGAGAACAACAUUCUAGAGGAGGAAGACGUGGAGGCGACCAUAAGGCCGGCAAUAGACCAUCCGCAAACUUCCCUAAGGUUAGAGAUAUUGCUAAUCAAAUUAGAGGUGUUACUGUCAAGGCCGGUGAUGAUUUGCAAGAAUCAUUCCAGAUCUUGGAAGAAGGAUUGGCUUAUUUGAGACAAAUCCAAACUGCUGAAGGGAUCCCAGAACCUGUACUUUACACCGCCUUCCAAGAAAUCCUUCAAAGCUUAAUGGAAAAGGCCUCUAAGCCAGGCGUUAAGACUGGUGGUCGUUCUAUGGAAGAUAUUCUUAACUUGUAUAUUUCUUUCAAUGUUGCCCAUGGAUACCAUUUCUGUCAAGUGAUGGCCAGUGAACUCAUUAACUCAGAAGCACCAUUGCAAGGUUAUGAGGCUGUAUUAAACUGGUGGGUCAAAUAUGUCGAGUACAAGAGAGCUCAACCACUUUGUGAACUGACUCACCUUCGUGCUCACAACAAUGGCCCAAACAAAUUCUACCGUAAUGAUGUAGUUCAUUUGUCAUUUUAUGCCUUUUUGCAAUCUAUCUUGGAACAAGGUAUUGAAUUUGAUCCAAAGGUUGCCUACAAGAUUUUUGCAACUGAAGAUUUACCUCAAGUCUAUAACGUGGGACAAACUGUUGUUCGUUUCAAGGUCAAACCCUCCAUGGAAGAAUACCAUAGAACCUUUGGUAAAGCCAUCGAUGUCAUUAAUAUUGAGACUUUGGAUCCAAAUGGUCCACUUGCUAUCAAUAGAAUUGUUCAAGCAGUCCAAAAGAACAGUGUGAGUAAGCUUAACUAUACCUAUAGAGAUAUCUUAUCAGCAUCCAAGUCUAAUGGUAAGCCAGUUAUGGAAUCUACAUUGGUGAGAAUCAUGUCUGCAUACGCCGCACUUCAAGCCUUUGACAAGACCCUUGAAGUUUUCCAAGAUUUACUUAAUAGAGGUAUUUCUAAACCAUCCACUGCUGCUUGGGAAAACAUGCUUUUGGCUUGUUGUCAUCCAAACUAUCUUUCUGAACAACCUAAGGAUAGAAGAGAUCAAAACGUCAAUAGAGUAGAACAAUUUGUAUCUACCAUGGAAAUGAACGGUACUAAAAUCACUCCAAAGACCUUGGCUAUCAUUAUUGGAUGUUUUGCCAAUUUGAACCGUUUUGAUAAGGUUGAUCAAUAUUUACAAAAAUUUACUGUAGACAGUGAUAAACCACUCCCAAUUGUUCACCUUACUAGAAAUAACAUUUUGAACGGUUUAAUUUUAUUUGGAAAUGUUUCUGAAGCUGAGAAGAAGAUGAAAUUAUUCCAAGAAGAAGAUCCAACUUAUUUCCCAGGUGUAACAGUUAUGAACUCUUAUUUGUCUUACUAUGUUAAGGCUAAGAACUUUAACGCUGUUGAUGGUAUUUUAACCUACAUGAAGGACAACCACGUCGCUUACGAUUUGGCUACUUACACUAUCUUGAUUGAUAUGCAUUUCAAGUUGACUCAUGAAAAGGGUCAAGAAGCAUCCUUAGAGACUGUUCUUGAUUUAUUUAAGGAUGCCAAUGCCAACAAUCUUAAGAUAAAUGAAGUUGCCAUUUCUACCUUAAUUUAUGGUUUAUGUAAGGAUGGUGUCAACACUGAAGCAGCCAGAGUAUUGUUCAAGUAUGCCAAGAAGAGCAUGAGACUUACUCCACAACUUGUCACCACCAUGAUGACCACCGAACUUGAAUUUGGUUCAAUCGAAGAACUGCAAAAGUUAUUUGAAUUGUAUAUCAAGGAUUUUUCCAAUUCAACUAGAGUGUGGAAUCAAAUGAUCAAGGGACUCUUGAACAAGAAUGAUGACUUGGCAUUUGAAUACUUCAACCGUUUAAAGAAGGAACCAAAGGCUGACCCUAAUUUCUUCACUUAUUACUUCCUUUUGAACCAUUUCAAUGGGAAGGAUAAGAGAGACAAGGUUCAAGAAUUGAUUGAUGACUUGAAUGCUGGAGCAUUAAAAAAUUUGGGAGAACAAAUUCCCCGUGUAUUAAAGAGACUUGAAGGUAAAUACAACAUCUCUGCCAAGUUACUCCCAACAAAAUAACAUCUGUAUAUAGGAAUAAAUUUAUUAAUAAUCUACAUGUAUCAUUAAGAUGCAUUUAUAAAGAUAUGUACAAGGAAUAAAUAAAACAAUUAUGAAUAAUGUGG
Molecule: messenger RNA, 2370 nt
Organism: [Candida] anglica
Lineage: Eukaryota; Fungi; Ascomycota; Pichiomycetes; Serinales; Debaryomycetaceae
Source: the annotation of a GenBank genome assembly